CGCCCCCUCGGCCGGCCAUCGGAACUCGCCCGGGCUGACGAGUUGCCGCCGCGGAAGAGCCCACGCACCUCUCCUCCUCCUCCCUCAGCUGCCCGACCGCCCUCGCCCCGGGCACCGCCGCCCCGAGGCCUCGCCGCCGCCGACAUGAGCUUCUUGUUUGGUAGUCGCUCGUCUAAAACUUUUAAGCCAAAGAAGAACAUUCCAGAGGGUUCUCACCAAUACGAACUUUUAAAACAUGCAGAAGCCACACUUGGCAGUGGCAAUCUCCGGAUGGCUGUCAUGCUUCCUGAGGGGGAAGAUCUAAAUGAGUGGGUUGCAGUCAACACUGUGGAUUUCUUCAAUCAGAUUAACAUGCUCUAUGGAACCAUUACGGAUUUCUGUACAGAGGAGAGUUGCCCAGUGAUGUCAGCUGGCCCAAAGUAUGAGUAUCACUGGGCAGAUGGAACAAACAUCAAGAAGCCUAUUAAGUGCUCUGCGCCAAAGUAUAUUGAUUACUUGAUGACUUGGGUUCAGGACCAGUUGGAUGAUGAGACAUUAUUUCCAUCAAAAAUCGGUGUCCCAUUUCCAAAGAAUUUCAUGUCUGUGGCAAAAACUAUACUCAAACGCCUGUUUAGGGUAUAUGCUCACAUAUAUCAUCAGCAUUUUGAACCUGUGAUCCAACUUCAGGAGGAAGCGCAUCUCAAUACAUCUUUCAAGCACUUUAUUUUUUUUGUCCAGGAAUUCAACCUUAUUGAUAGAAGGGAACUUGCACCACUCCAAGAACUGAUUGAAAAACUCACCUCAAAGGACAGAUAAAAGGAUGCUGAGCUGUGCAAAUUGUUCCUCAAAUGGAGCUAUGUGGAAUAUAUUGGGGUUUUGUUGUAUUUUGUUGUUUUUUAUCUGGGCUCUUUUUGUGUUAGAUUUAAAGGGCUUGUUUGGGUUCUUUUUUCUUUAUUCUGUAUUAAUGAAAUCAUUCUAUUGCUAGAGGCAACCAAGAACCAAUCAUAGGGGGGGUACAUUUUUUCUUAGCGGUAUAAUACCUUUUGGACUUAGUUUUGUUUACCUGAGGAGUUUUCUCUGAUAAUGUGUGUUGAAAGAAAAUACUUAAUGAUGGAACUGCUGAUGGAUGGGGUUCUGUGUUGUGUAAAUUGUGACCCACUUAUGAAGUUCUCAAAAGAUUGAUGUUUUUAAGUGCCUUGGCAGGCUCACUUCUGAGGUGCAAAGCACAGACACAGAAUUGAACAGGGCUCAAAACAAUAUGAGAAUUCCCAGGGCAGUUACUGAUGCAUGGUUUAAAGUAUCUAUGAUAAAAGCCAUAGUUUACCUAAAUUGGUGAUCUCUAGCUUUUACUACAUUGAAGAAACAUGAUUUCUAAAGGUGUGCAUGUAGAACAUAAAAAUAUUAGUAUUUCCUAAUUAUUUUUUAUAGUGAUGGUAAUAUAUUCUGUUCUACAGAUGCUUAAAGUUCUACAAGCAAGUCUUUUUCCAUCUCUUGAUAUCUGUGAUAUUGAAAAUUGAGGAAGUUGGAGUGCAAUAUUGUAUUGAAUUUCCACUCCUUUCUACAUGUUAACUGUACUGUAGGUGUAAAAAAUUCAGGUUAUGUAUAGGAUUGCCAUCUUCAGAGGUGAUGCUGAACUGUGAGGUUUCUUAGCAAUUGCCAAAUGAGCCAUAAGUCUACAGAAAUCCCUUCUCUGAAGAGGAGAGGAGUGUGUGUUUGAUUGAGAGGGUUAGUUUGUGUGGGGUGAGGGGUAAAAGGUGGGAUUAAAUAAGGGGGCGGGGGUGUCAUAUUCACGAAAGUCCUUUGUUCAGAAUGGCAUGAAGAUUGUAAUUAAUGCUCAUUAAGGAGGUCUUGAAGACACCAUUUUAGGGAUGAGCUUCUAUGAGAAGUUACAAUAAAUUAUUAAUUUUAGGUUA
Molecule: messenger RNA, 1892 nt
Organism: Echinops telfairi (small Madagascar hedgehog)
Lineage: Eukaryota; Metazoa; Chordata; Mammalia; Afrosoricida; Tenrecidae
Gene: MOB1B
Product: MOB kinase activator 1B
Exons: 6
Coding region: 145-795 (216 amino acids)
Biological process (GO): positive regulation of protein phosphorylation; hippo signaling
Cellular component (GO): nucleus; cytoplasm
Molecular function (GO): protein kinase activator activity
Source: RefSeq, a predicted model, not a curated record